UAUGAAAAACAAUGAGACCAUUGAGACAGCUUCAUACAUACAUUAGUUCAUAACUACAACCGUAUUUUUCUUUGCCUAUUUAUGCAUACAUAAAUACGCACCUUCUUGAGUUUUGACAUUUUUUCAAGGCCAACAAUGAACCCCUUAACAGUAAGACUGGUCCUCGAGGAGGUUUUCACUCACCUGUCCGUCGACGAUUUAAAAGUCUGUCGAACCGUGAACAAAGCCUGGUGUCAAGAGGCCACGGUCAUCCUACGAAAUUCCAUUUCAAACAUUUCUAUCGGAACUCCGGCAGCCCUCCGUGGAGUCACCACCCUUUCCACGUCCAGCCAUUCCGUCCCCUUCACGAAGUUCAACCUCUCCUCCCAUUUCUUCUCACUGCCAAAUUGUGCAAAAACCCUGUUCGAAUUCCUUUCCGCAUUCUCCCCAGAGUUGCAAUCUCUUUCAAUUACGUUGGACAGGGAGAGUAACCCACUUCCGGAAUCCGAGCUUGAUCAUCUAAAAUUCACCAAGCUGACCAAACUUACUUUAACGGGACAUGGCCUUGACACUCUUGCUCCCUGUUCUAAAAAUGGGACCGAAAUUCCCUCAAUUUUCAAGGCCAUGCUCUCCUCCUCCCCCCGAUUAGAGUCGCUCUCCAUCAUAAUGGACCCUGGAUGCAGAUCUACCGUAAAAAAGAUAAUAAACUGCAUGACUUCGACAUCUUUGAGGAAUGUCAGCUCCCUUGAAAUCUACAUUCCAGUCGGGGAUGAAGAAAUCCUGUCCCUUUCUCGGAUUCCAUUUCACUUGAAGAAACUGAAAUGCGACUUUCACCGUUCCUGUUUCCUCCCAGAAUCGUUUAAAACUUUUCUUUCUGCACAGUCCGCGUCCCUCGAGCAUAUCAAGUUUGACAAUUUUUAUGGCAAUUCGUGUUACACGGUCGCCUUUCCAGAGGAGAUGACGAGAGUUGUAAAAUUGGGGAUUGACGGACGAAGUGAGCUAUCCUCAAAAGAAGUGACUUUCCUUCCGUUCAAUUAUAACAGGCAGUUCCCAGCAUUAAGGGAUUUGGUGCUUGGGGGGAGCAUAGAGUUUAACACAUGUUGGAAGAUAUUGUUUCCUGAGGAUACGACGGUAGCGUCGGUGAAGGGGUUGAAACUAACGGCCCGUUACGUAGAUCCAGUUUGGGUGGGUAGAAUCGGGGUGAUUUUUCCAAAUUUGGAAAAACUUUUCUUUUCGUUGACACCAAGGAAUGAGGAGUUGGCGAGGGUGGUGUUUUCAUCGUUUAAGGGGACGAAGGAGUUGACGGUUUAUUUUCAGGGAGGGGUGGGAAAUGUGGACCGCUUAUUUCUUGGGGAGGAGGAGGAUGACGUGGGACUGGCCAAUUUGAAAUCCCUACACACGCUGCGUUUCAAGGCUGACAAAUUGCCCAGUAGUGGCCAGAAAGCGUGCCAUAUUUCAGACCUCACGGUGACAAAUUGUUUAAUGAAGAUGACGAAUUUAAGAAAUGUCAUUAUGCCACCGUUUCAGAUUUCACAACACGUCCUCACCCAACUUUCUACCAAAGUUAAUCUUCACUUGACCUAGUCGUACUUCUAUUCAUGACCUUGUUUUUGAUAAAUGAUGAAAUAAAUGUGAACUCCACUUCUUAUAAGUA
Folsomia candida is the source of this 1633-nucleotide messenger RNA. RefSeq lists its product as uncharacterized. The record is from RefSeq and is a predicted model, not a curated record. Gene Ontology annotation, molecular function: protein binding. The transcript has 6 exons. Lineage: Eukaryota; Metazoa; Arthropoda; Collembola; Entomobryomorpha; Isotomidae. Bases 136 to 1563 code for a protein of 475 amino acids.